AUGGCUAGCCUGAGUGCGACUCCAGACAGAGAAGAUAGAGACUCUGCUGCUUCCAUCGUACCACGACCAGCUCCAUCUCCCAGCGCCACCAGCAAGAGCGUCCUCCUGAACCCUCGAAAUGAUCCCAACGAGCUAAUGAACGACUCGGCUGAAGAAAGCGACAACGAGCAUCUCAACGAUACAUUAAUCAACCUGACCCCAUCUCAUAUCCGCGCCAUCAUCCAGAACGACCUCAUAAAACGCCUCUCACAACUCUCCGCAGACUAUUUUGGCCGUUACCUCCACCUCCAACUCAACUCCCCUUUCUGGACCAAACUGCUCAAUCCAGCAGAUCAAAAUACAAAUGCAGACGGGUCUACUCGUCCCCCAUUACUCAUAAGUCGCGAAUGGGCCGAAUACGUCGUCGACGCAAGCCGCAUAUUCUUCGACGCGGGCCUCUCAGUUGACAAAGUGGUGUCCAUCAUCGACCGCGCCAUCUGUUUCGCGGCGAUUUGUCUCUUGGAUAGACCGACAGAAAAAAUCUACUUUGGGGAUGGGAGGAAUAUGUUCUACGAGUUUGAGUCUCGCGGGAUGCCGAGGGAGAUGAGGCCGAAGUACAAGGCGUUUUUGACGGGGAUGAGGGUUACUCUUUUGGAAGGUAGAGAGGAAGCACGGUCAGAUAGUGGAAUGGAUGUUGUGCAGGGAAGUGGCGAAGAGUCGGAGGUUGUUGGCGAGGUUGAGCAAUUGGAAGAUGUAGUUGCUUCUUCUCCGGCAGAUGGCGCUGUGAAGGUCACCACCGGUAUUCAACAGGAGACCACCGACAUUCUACGCUGGGAACCAUCUCCGACAGAAGUAGAAACUUCCACUCUCAAUAGCGAGGCAAAGGGUGACAGUCAGGAUCAAACCGCCAAGAAUCAUCCGCUAUCGAAGAGGGAGCGCAAAAAGUUAAAACGCAAAGAACGGAAGAAACGCGCUCGCGCACAAGCAAAGCUACUUUCUCAGAGCAAGGAUACAAUGGAGGUCAAGGUCAAAGAGGAAUUACGGGUAAAUCAAAACCAGAAACAGAAGGAGAAGACGAAGAAGGUCAAUGCAGCGAUUGGACACGGGACUGGGUUAUUAUCAUGA
Talaromyces amestolkiae is the source of this 1104-nucleotide messenger RNA. RefSeq lists its product as uncharacterized. The transcript has a single exon. The record is from RefSeq and is a predicted model, not a curated record. Lineage: Eukaryota; Fungi; Ascomycota; Eurotiomycetes; Eurotiales; Trichocomaceae. The coding region runs from base 1 to 1104 and encodes 367 amino acids.